This is a messenger RNA of Misgurnus anguillicaudatus (oriental weatherfish), 1372 nucleotides long. Its product is annotated as putative E3 ubiquitin-protein ligase UBR7. Lineage: Eukaryota; Metazoa; Chordata; Actinopteri; Cypriniformes; Cobitidae. The record is from RefSeq and is a predicted model, not a curated record. Gene Ontology annotation, cellular component: cytoplasm. Gene Ontology annotation, molecular function: ubiquitin protein ligase activity; zinc ion binding.
UGAUGUUUUGUUUACCCAAACCGGAAGUGACGUUUUGCAGCGCUAUAGUGCGGUACUUUAGACUAGAACUCCUCGUGCAGCUGCUCGUGUAAAUAGUUUGUUGACUAAACUCGGGUUUGUGGUUUCCGUUUGAUCCGACAUGAAUCAGACUGCAACUGAAGAGCUGCAAGAAGCGUUUGCUGUGUUAGCUGGCAGUGACCCUGACAACUGCUCUUAUUCAGAGGGUUACAUGAAGAGACAGGCAGUGUUUGCGUGUAAGACGUGUACCCAGGCUGGCAUGGAGCCCGCAGGUGUGUGUCUGGCCUGUGCCAAUAACUGUCAUGAUGGACAUGAAAUCUUAGAACUUUACACCAAAAGGAAUUUCCGUUGCGACUGUGGCAACCAGAAGUUUAAUGAGUUCACGUGCAAACUCUGUCCUGGGAAAGACGCACUGAAUGUGAGGAACGUGUACAAUCACAACUACUUUGGACGAUACUGCUCAUGUGACAGACCAUAUCCAGAUGAAGAUGACCAGGUUAAUGAAGAAAUGAUUCAGUGUAUUGUGUGUGAGGACUGGUACCACGCUAAACACCUGGACAAUCCAGCUGUGGACUGUGACGCUCUGAUGGAGAUGAUCUGCGUUCGCUGUAUGAAUCAAGCGCCAUUCCUCUGGACAUACGCUUCCCAGUUUGAAGUUUCACCUCUUAACAAACUGAGCUCAAAGCAAGUGAGUGCUGCUUUUGUGGGAGAUGAAAAGGGAAAAUCGUGUUUAUCCCCAAGUCAAGGGAGUCAGAUAGAUGAAAUAAUGACUCCUGGCCAUCAGACAAUUCAUGUGCUUCCGGACAGAUGCAUUUUAAAAGAACUCAACGCCAAAGAAAUGAAGAAAACAAGGGAAGCUGCUGUGUUUUGGCCUUAUUACUGGAGAGCUGAACUGUGCACAUGCACCAGCUGUAAGCGGAUAUAUGUAGAGACUGGCGUUCCGUUCUUGUUGGAUGAGUCGGAUACGCUGCUUGCAUACGAGGAAAAGGCAAAAACUGAAGUCCUGACAUGUGAUAAUAUGUUACUGUCCUGCAUCUCCUCACUAGACCAUGUACAGCAACUUGAGAUGGUUUACCGUUAUAAUGACCUAAAACAAGAGCUGUGUGAGUUACUUCAACAGUCAGCUGACAAGAAGAAGGAUGUGACCCCUGAGGUUUUUCAAGAACUUUUGGAGGAACUUCAGAUGAAGAAGAGGAGACGCUUGAGCUCUGAAGGGCAUUACAGCAGCUGAUAUACUUCUGUGUAAAAGUGAAACUUUAUAGACUGCAGGCUAUUGUGGGACUUGAUGUUCAUUUUUAAAGAUUGCGUGCGUGCACAUGCACAAAUAAAACAUUAUUGUCUUGUGCAUCGUGAA